Molecule: messenger RNA, 369 nt
Organism: Rotaria sp. Silwood1
Lineage: Eukaryota; Metazoa; Rotifera; Eurotatoria; Philodinida; Philodinidae
Source: the annotation of a GenBank genome assembly
AUGAAUAAACAUACUUAUUGUUUAGUUAAUCGUCAAUUACAAUUCGUAAUGACCAAUAUUCAUUUAUUAUCAAUAAUAAGUUGUUUCAAUUGUUUACCCAAUGAACUUAUUUUGAUUAUUUGGACAUACUUAGGUCAUGUUGAAGCAAUAAAAAUAUUUGGAUCUAUGAAAUGCCAACGAUAUACACAUCUAUUAGAAGAAUAUUGUUAUAAAAGUAUUAAUUUUCGUGAAACAUCAUUAUCAACUUUUCAACUUUAUUGUUCUUAUUUAUUCAAUAAAAUUCGAUUGAAUAUACAAACGCUAAAACUUGGUCAUCGAACUUCUUAUUCCCAAUUACGUCUUCUUACACAAAUACGUCCAGGUUGGUAA